Myiozetetes cayanensis is the source of this 2099-nucleotide messenger RNA. It is a transcript of the gene DYTN, whose product is annotated as dystrotelin. Lineage: Eukaryota; Metazoa; Chordata; Aves; Passeriformes; Tyrannidae. The coding region runs from base 16 to 1965 and encodes 649 amino acids. Gene Ontology annotation, biological process: synaptic signaling. Gene Ontology annotation, molecular function: zinc ion binding. The transcript is spliced from 15 exons. Gene Ontology annotation, cellular component: plasma membrane. The record is from RefSeq and is a predicted model, not a curated record.
AUCUGUUCAUUUCAAAUGGAUCCAGACUUGCAGGAGGCUUUCAAUGAUGUUCAGAGCUCCGUCUACAGAACAGCCCUAAAACUACGCUCAGUACAAAGUCUGUGCCAGUUGGAUUUGAUUGAUGUUUCUCUGAUUCAACACAUUCUAUCAAGUGAACAGAGCCAGAGGGGAAAACAGAUUUCUCUGAACAUGCAGCAAAUCUUUAGAAUGUUGACAAAACUGUUCCAAAGGGCAAGAUUUGAAAAACCAGGCCAGGUAGAUCCAAGAGCUGCUGAAUUCACGCUGAGUCUGCUUGUUGCCAUGUAUGACAGAUCUGGAACAGGAUAUGUCAAAAUUAGAUCUACUGCAGCUGCCCUAAUUGCCCUUUCAGGAGACACUCUACUGGCUAAAUACAGAGCUUUCUUCCAGUUUUAUGCUGUUCCUGAUGGGAAGGUGGCCUUGAUUACCCGUAGUGCCCUGAGAAGCCUACUAACAGACUUAAAUCAGAUCCCAGCCAUUGUGGGAGAAAGCUGCACUCUGUCUUGUCUGGAAAUUGCGACUCAUGACUGUUUCCAUGGGGUUCUUAAUUCAGCUAUUGUUGAAGAAAAAUUCCUUUCUUGGCUGAGAUCGGAGCCUGCUGUUCUCCUGUGGCUCCCUACAUGUUACAGAUUAUCAGCCACAGAAAUGGUUUCUCACCAAGCUAGAUGUAGAGUCUGCAAAGUUUUCCCCAUUACUGGCCUCAGGUAUCGCUGUUUGAAGUGCCUCAAUUUUGACCUUUGCCAAGCCUGCUUUUUCACUGGCCGUCUCUGCAAACCACAUAAGAGGUCACAUCCUGUUAUGGAACACUGUGUGCAGAUGUCAGCAAAGGCAAGUGCAAAGCACUUUCUCCGCACCAUCAGGAACAACCUGUUUCAAGAGCGCUGCCGAAGAAAGGAGGCUCAGAGAAGAAGGACUCUGGAGACAGUGGAGGAGAGGCACUUCCCUACUCACAAAAAGACUUUUCCUCCUGCAGAACUCAGUGCUUCACCACUACCUGGCCCUGAAAACCUGUCUUUCCCAGGGGAUGGUUUUGUCCCAGAGUCACCCAAGUUCAUAACUGAAAACAGGAAUGUAAUGCAGAAGAGAGAGAAUAACAAAAGGACACCAGAGCAAGGCAAGACAAUAGCUCAGGCAAUAGCCUCUUUUGAAGCAGAUGUGUUAAAAAUGCACGAAUCUCUCAAAAGCAUUCACAGUGACAGCAGGUACAUGAAGAAGCAGUUCAUCAAAUGGAAGGACAAAAUGCAAUUUCUUCACAACUGCCAGGAAGAAAAAAGCUGCAAAAUAGAGGCAAAACUCCAAAGACUGAGACUAAGCCAUGAAAACCUGCAAAUGACACUGCAGCAAAUGAAGCAAGAAAUAAAGACAAUGUUACAGUCAUCAGAACGUCCUUUUGCACAGUAUCAGAAUACAAUGCCAAGAAAUCCACAUGUUCUGCUGGAAAGGAAAAUGCAGAGUGAAUUAAAUCCUGCCCAAAUAAGGCCUACUUCCAGAACAUGUGCAGAAUGGAAAUCUUUGAAUCCCCCCAACCCUGCAAAUAGAAUGCAGCUUUUACAGACACCUGAGCUUCCCACUCCAGUGGACUUCAUGUUUUCAGACAACCCACUGGAGUCAGUGUCCCUGCAGAGUGACAGACCCUUUAUGGAACAGUAUAAAAAAGCAAAUGAGAAUCAAACAUAUCUGCCUAAAUUGACAGAAAAUUCUCUCAGUGGCAUCAGGAGGAACACAGUUCUUACUCCCGCUGCAGUGCAACUACCACCUGAUGAGAAGGAAGUCAGAGAGGAAGUGGAACUGCAGCAGCUAGUGAUGAAACUGAAGGAUGGAUUGGCUCUCCAAACCCAACCAGCCCAACAGACCACUUUGAAGCAGGAGUUGUUCUCUACAGCUGAGCAUGUCUGCAGAUCCUUUUGUGACCUCAUCAACCAAGUAAUUUCACCAGCUUGUGAAUGAUGGAAACCACCAUUCACCUUACAGCUUCACUGAACUAGUUAAGAAUGAAUUAUAAUCAUCAAGAUAAAUCACAGAAUCACAGAAUAUGCUGAGUUAGAAGGAACCCAAAAGGAUCACUGAGUCCAACCCUUAGC